AUGCAACAUCUGCUAGGGGAGGGAGGCUUCUCCUACGUCUAUCUGGUCCAAGAUACGUCAACAUCCCAACUCUACGCUCUGAAGAAGAUACGCUGUCCCUUCGGCCAAGAAUCCGUCUCGCUCGCCUUGAAAGAAGUGGAAGCCUAUACCCUCUUCUCGCCCCAUCCGAAUAUCAUACAUUCCGUCGACCACUCCGUUGUCUCUGCAAAAGACAAAUCGGAUCCGGGGGCUAAGACCGUGUACAUACUCUUACCAUACUACCGGAGAGGGAACCUCCAAGACGCCAUAAAUGCAAACCUGGUCAAUCAUACAAAGUUCCCGGAGCGGAGGUUAAUGAUACUAUUUCUAGGAGUGGCAAGGGCGCUGAAGGCGAUGCAUCAGUACAGAGUGAAAGGCGCGCCGGGAGGAGUAGCGUCGCAGAGGAAGGCAAAGGGUGUGCGGCAAGAGGCGGCCGAAGCAGAUCAAGAUGCCGCGAAAAAGAACAAGCAACGGCGGCGGAGAGAAGAGCCCGAGCGAGAUCAGGAGGACGUAGAACAGGAACCGCUGAUGGAAGGAGAGGUCACAAGGUCGCAAGAAGGGAUGGGAGAAGGAGAGCUACGAGCUUACGCGCAUAGAGAUAUAAAACCUGGCAACAUCAUGAUUGCCGAUGACGGCAAAACACCAAUACUAAUGGAUCUUGGAUCGCUCGCUCCUGCUCCGACCCCUAUAACAUCGCGCUCCCUCGCCCUCGCCGUCCAGGACACCGCCGCAGAACACAGCACCAUGCCCUAUCGCGCCCCUGAACUCUUUGACGUCAAAACAGGCUCCGUCAUAGACACCAAGGUCGACAUCUGGAGCUUGGGAUGCACUUUGUACGCCUGUCUAACAGGCAAAAGCCCCUUUGAAGCAAGAAGUGAAGAGACAGGAGGGAGUCUGAGUAUUUGUGUCUUGGGCGGAGAUUGGAGGUUCCCAGAUGAGGGCGCCAAGAAAGAUGCGAAGGGCAAAGGGAAGGUCAACGGAGCGGCGGAGGGGCCCGCGGAGGGGGCCGUUGGUGAUGGUGUUAAGGAUGUUGUGCGGAUGUGUUUGAAGGUUGAGCCAGCGGAGAGGCCAGAUAUUGAUGAGUUGAUUAUAUUGGUCGAGGAGCUAUUGGGCAGGAUGCCGGCGGAUGAUGAGAGGGAUGGUGUGUAG
Molecule: messenger RNA, 1167 nt
Organism: Letharia lupina
Lineage: Eukaryota; Fungi; Ascomycota; Lecanoromycetes; Lecanorales; Parmeliaceae
Exons: 3
Coding region: 1-1167 (388 amino acids)
Biological process (GO): regulation of vacuole fusion, non-autophagic; protein phosphorylation; vacuolar protein processing
Cellular component (GO): cytoplasm; Golgi apparatus
Molecular function (GO): protein serine/threonine kinase activity; ATP binding
Source: RefSeq, a predicted model, not a curated record